Phyllotreta striolata is the source of this 3818-nucleotide messenger RNA. The record is from the annotation of a GenBank genome assembly. Lineage: Eukaryota; Metazoa; Arthropoda; Insecta; Coleoptera; Chrysomelidae.
GGAUGCUGUCGGGGUUGGGUGGUGUUCCACAUAAUAAACAGCACUGUGGUUUCCUGUGUUGUUUUAUUACUUUUAUUAAUAACUUAAUAAUGUGGUUAAAUGAAUCCGUAAACAGACUAGAGUGUGUAAUUGUGUUUAAUCAUUCGUAAAGCUUAGUGCAAAAUGUAAUAUUUUCCCAAUCCUCAUUUUAAUGAUCCCGGUGCCCGUGAAUAAUCCUUUUGCAACAGGGAUGGGCUUUACCUUUGUUUAUUUUGUUUUUGCUAUUUGCGGUAUAGUGGCACAAGAAACAACGACCGUAGCACCGAUUAAUAAUGUGGAAUUUCAACUUCAAAGUUUAGGACGUACAACUAAAAAUACUACCUCAGAAGUUCCAUCAAAACCUCGAGAUCUGACUGUAUUGGACUACAGUUCUAACAGCAUUCGUUUGAAAUGGACUAAUCCAGAGAAAAAGGGAAUUAUCGAUGGAUAUUUACUGUAUUACAUUCAUAAUAAUUUAACUGAAAAGUGGCCAGAGAAAAUAUUUUACAAUGAUUCCUUCAAUAUCUUCAAUUUAACUAGACUGAAACCCUUGACUGAAUAUAGAAUCUUUGUAAAAGCUAUUAAUCAGAAACAACAAGAAGGAUAUCCAUCAGAUCCUGUUAUAAUAACAACAGACAUCAAUGGUCCCAGUGCACCGAAAAUUUUGAAAUUAUCUUGUCAAGCUAAUGAUACCAUUCACAUUCACUGGCAAAAACCUUCUAGCUUUUACUAUUCUAUCGACUACUAUUACGUGUAUAUAAAUAAAGGAAAUACUAUUUAUGAUAAUAUCACCAUUACAACAAACAAGGACCAUUUAGAAACUACAUAUAAUUAUUCACGCGUCGAACCUAAUAACGAAUAUAAAGUCCAAAUCAGAGCUUCAACGAAAAGCAAUCACACCCAUCGACUGAUCUUAGGAGAAUUCUCAGCACCAUCUCGAGUAUACAUUUCAAAAGACUGUGAUAAGGUUGUUGAUUACAUGUCCAGUUCUAACAACGAACUCGGAGCCGGCGUUAUUGCUGGUGUACUUUCCGUUACACUAGCUAUUAUAGCGGCGGGAUUAGCCUAUUUAAUUUGGAGGAAAUGCUUCCGAGCGCCUUACUACUAUCUGGAUAACCCACAAUGUUCGGCUGCCGCUUUGGACUGGAACAUCACCCCCGAGCCUGCCGAAGCAGCCGAAUACACCGGACCAAUUCCCGUGAGCCAGUUCACGAGGCACGUGCAAGAACUGCACGCAGACGGGGACAUCGGCUUCAGCAAGGAAUACGAAGCUAUACAAAACGAUGCGGCUAAUGAAAUUAACAGUUCGGAACAUUCACAGCAUCCCGACAACAAACCCAAAAACAGAUACCUCAACAUCAUUGCUUACGAUCAUUCUCGCGUGCAUUUAUUGACCAUGAAGGGUGAGAAACUGUCUACAUACAUAAACGCUAACUACAUUGAUGGGUUUCAAAUGAGCCGGGCUUACAUUGGCACCCAAGGACCGUUGCCGUCGACUUUUGAUUGUUUUUGGAGAAUGGUUUGGGAACAAAGGGUUACCACGAUCGUAAUGAUUACCAAUUUGGUCGAAAGAGGAAGAAGGAAAUGUGAUAUGUAUUGGCCUAAAGAAGGAUCGGAAACCUACGGUGUAAUCCAAGUGACACUAGUCAAGGAAGAUAUUAUGGCUACUUAUACAGUGAGAACUUUGUCGAUUAGACAUCUUCGCGUUUCGAUUAAAACUAAAAAGAAUCCAAUACCGGAAAAAAUCGUAUACCAAUACCACUACACCAGCUGGCCCGACCACGGCACCCCCGAUCAUCCUCUUCCCGUGCUUCACUUCGUUCGAAAGUCAUCUCUAGCUAAUCCUCCCGACAGCGGACCGAUCGUAGUGCAUUGCAGCGCCGGCGUCGGUCGAACCGGCACUUACAUCGUUUUGGACGCCAUGCUGAGGCAGAUAAGGAGCAGAGGCGAGGUGAACAUCUUCGGAUUCCUGAAGCACAUCAGAGCCCAAAGGAACUUCCUGGUCCAAACCGAGGAGCAGUACAUCUUCAUCCACGACGCUUUGGUCGAAGCCAUCGAAUGCGGUGAGACGAACAUAUGUCGAGAGAACUUCCCCAGGUACGUUUCGAGCCUGCAGAACAAACGGAUCGACGAGGGCGACGAGCUGUGGAAACCGUUGGAUCAUCAAUAUAGAUUGGUUACGAGCUUCGUUUGUAAGGAUUUUCAAGUCGUGUCGGCCAACAAAACGGUGAAUCAACCUAAAAACAGGUGCCCGACGAUAAUACCGGUGGAAAGUUCGAGAGUUCACUUGACGCCCAAGCCCGGCGAAGAUGGAUCCGAUUACAUAAACGCCAGCUGGUUGCAGGGUUUCCACAAUCUGCGCGAAUUCAUCAUCACGCAGCAUCCGUUCAAAAGCACCGCGAACGAUUUUUGGCAAAUGGUCUGGGAUCACAGUUCACCUCUCGUUGUUAUGAUCAGCGUCAUCGAUGGUAUCGAUUACGAUGUAUUUUGGCCGGUCGGCGAUGAGAUUAUAACCACCAAUAAUUUCACCGUGAAACUGAUCGAAGAGAAACCUCUGUCGACUUUCACGCUCAGAGAGUUCGUAUUGAAGAGCGUACAAGACGAUUUCGAAAUACCCGUUAAAUUCAUAGAAUGCUUGAAUUGGCCCAAUCAGGCUACUUCUCUCAACGAUGUCUACCACCUGCCGAGUUGCGUGCUCGACAUGGAACUUCCCGCCGGACCCGUCGUAAUCGUCGACAAAUACGGUGGAACCGAAGCGGCGACCUUUUGCAUGUUAUCGACUCUAAAGAAGCAUUUGAUCUACGAUAACAACGUGGACGUUUACAUGUACGCGAAGCUGUACCACAACAAACGGCCGGGCAUUUGGAAUUCCCCCGAAGAUUACAUGAAGCUCCACCUGUGCUUGCAGUCGUUGUGCAAUCCGCCGGAGCCGAUGAUGCAGGAGGUUACCGUCGAUUUGCACGUCGUCGCCAACGGCACCGUCGGAAACGUCUUAGAGAACAACGAAUGUAUCGAGAAUGUCGCUGACAUCGAUAACGGUGGAUCGUCGAAAGAUUGCAUCUGCGUACCUCCCGAAGAAACCCCACUUGUACCAAUGAAUGUUUUGAAUAACAAGAUUUACUUGUAAGUGGAAUAUUUUCUAUAGAACUACUUCUUAUUAUAAUUUAUUAGAAAUCGAUUUAGUUCAUUUUAUAUUAUUUAUGAUAUCAUCAUUCGUUGAUUUUUCAUCCAGACCAUGGAAUUAUCGGAAAUUAUUUUUAGUAUUAGGGGUAAAGGAAGCUGCUUCAUUUUAUUUAUACACCUACACUCUAUAAUAUUAUUUCUGUGAUAAACGCAUUUAAAAUAUAGUGACAGAACUACAUACUCAUUACAAAAUUUCUGGUUCUGAUAGAAUUAUAAACAUUCCCAUAAACAUAAAUCAUUCCUCGAUUAUGUUUUAAUUGAAUUAUAGACAGCUACUGUAACUUGGCAGCUAUCCUUGGACACCCCUAUUAUAUUUUAUUUAUUUUCGGUGCUAUCAUAUAAAGUUGUAUAUAAUGUAGAUAAUUUUAAAUGAUGUAUUUUUCUCUCUUGUAUUCAGUCAUAUUGUAGGUGCAGUUAAUAAGGAUAUAUCAUUUAUAAUGACUAGACUAGCUAUAUAAGUGCAUAGUUUUUAGAUACUUUUUAGAAAACUCAUAUUGUAAUUUUGUGUAUUGCGCUUUGAAAGCAUUAUGGACUUUAUACCUCUUUUGAGGUAAUUUAUAUUCUCAAUUUUAAAUAGUAUGCCUUUGUAGUUGCUUCUUUAUAUUGAAACGGAAUAU